Messenger RNA from Phragmites australis (common reed), 1099 nucleotides. Its product is annotated as LIM domain-containing protein WLIM1-like. Gene Ontology annotation, biological process: actin filament bundle assembly. Gene Ontology annotation, molecular function: actin filament binding. The record is from RefSeq and is a predicted model, not a curated record. NCBI's taxonomy places the organism in Eukaryota, Viridiplantae, Streptophyta, Magnoliopsida, Poales, Poaceae. The transcript is spliced from 5 exons. Gene Ontology annotation, cellular component: plasma membrane; actin cytoskeleton. The coding region runs from base 327 to 914 and encodes 195 amino acids.
AGUUCUACAGAGGCACUCCCUCCCACUUGGCACACACUAUUCUCUGUCACCCCCAACAUUCCCUGCCCCCCCUCCCUCCCUAGCUGUGUCCUGCCUAGCGGUAUCAAUACCUGCAGCCCACCACCUACCACUGAGCCACACCAUUCCCAAUUCCCAUAUAACCACCAGCAGCUCAAGGGCGGCUUGGGAGUGCUGCAACGCCAUCUCUCUCUCUCUCUCUAGCAGCCUUGCCUUGUAGUUGUAGGGAGCCAUCUCUCUCUCUCUCUCUCUAGCAGCCUUGCCUUGUAGUUGUAGGCAGAGAACGGGGUGUUGCGGCGUGCAGGGCAAUGGCGACCUCCUUCCAGGGGACGACGACCAAGUGCACAGCCUGCGACAAGACGGUGUACCUGGUCGACAAGCUCACCGCCGACAACCGCGUCUACCACAAGGCCUGCUUCCGGUGCCACCACUGCAAGGGCACCCUCAAGCUUGCGAAUUACAACUCCUUCGAGGGAGUGCUCUACUGCAGGCCUCACUUUGACCAGCUGUUCAAGAGGACCGGGAGUUUGGACAAGAGCUUUGAAGGAACUCCAAAGGUUGUCAAGCCAGAAAGAAACAUUGAGAAUGAGAAUGCUAUUAAAGUAUCGAGCGCAUUUGCUGGCACCAGAGAGAAAUGUGUUGGAUGCAGCAAGACAGUCUAUCCAAUCGAGAGGGUUACUGUUAACGGGACUAUGUAUCAUAAGAGCUGCUUCAAGUGCUGCCAUGGAGGAUGCACCAUCAGCCCUUCGAAUUACAUCGCACAUGAAGGGAAGCUCUACUGCAAGCACCACCAUAUCCAGUUGAUCAAAGAGAAGGGGAACUUCAGCCAGCUUGAGAACGAGCACGAGAAGGCGUCACAAGCUGGGUCAGUGGAGGAUGAAGAAUUAGAAUAUUAAUCCAUGGGUGUUUCCAAGAGAUAAAUAACGAGUCUUCUUGCAUUUGCUCUGGGGCAGUAUAUUUUCGGUGGCACAUUCCUUUUCAGUUUUACCAAUGGAGGUCUUGCAUGUGCAUUUCUGCAUGUAAACCUUGUUAUAUUUGAGUCGAACUAUCUCUACCUGGUUUGAACCAUUUGAUCAUUAUU